AUGGCUGAAAUUUUAGUCGGAAUAUCUCGAAACAUAUUUCCUUACUCGACUGCAGCAAGAGGUAAAAAGCAACAACACCCUCUAGUGAGAUUAAUUAAGAAAAUCCUAUUCGGAAUAACUUUAGCGGUGGCUCUAGUUUUUGUCCUAAAAUUCUUCUACGCUAAAUUAGCUUUCCUCAAGUGGCUCGUUUCGGCGGGAUAUUUGAAAUUGUUCGCUUUGAAAUUAUUUUUGUGGUACAGAAAAAUGAAAAAUGAAAAUGUACAUCCGGAAAUAGAAGUGGAGCACGAUCCUUGGCAUUCGGAACACUUACCAGAUGAACAUGUCGAACACAUUCAACAUAUUUAUGAUGGGGAUCAUGGGCAUCGUCCUUAUUGGGGUAAAGAGGACCACGCGCAUCAUUUAGCUUAUUCCAAGCAGAAACCAGAGGAUCGUCAUUCGUUAUCGUGGUUAGGUUAAAGAUUUUAUUAACAGUAUUGGGAUUUUGAUAAUUUUUUGCCGAGUGGAA
Molecule: messenger RNA, 505 nt
Organism: Diorhabda sublineata
Lineage: Eukaryota; Metazoa; Arthropoda; Insecta; Coleoptera; Chrysomelidae
Exons: 2
Coding region: 1-456 (151 amino acids)
Source: RefSeq, a predicted model, not a curated record